AUGGCAAAAAAAGAUUUAGCAAAAGAUAAUGAAAAACGUUCAUGUGAAUUAUCUGCUGAUUUUACUCAUUUACAAUUACAACCAAUACAUAAAAUCAUGACAUUAAAAUUUGCACUUAAUCAAACACAGAAAGUAUUAAGUGUUUGUGAAAAGAAUCCAAUUGAUGAACAUCCAUUAAAUUCUGAUGAAUAUAAUCCAUUUAGUAUUUGUGCAGCAUCCUAUAUACCACAUUUAUCCGUAUGA
Rotaria sp. Silwood1 is the source of this 243-nucleotide messenger RNA. Lineage: Eukaryota; Metazoa; Rotifera; Eurotatoria; Philodinida; Philodinidae. The record is from the annotation of a GenBank genome assembly.